Messenger RNA from Taeniopygia guttata (zebra finch), 1021 nucleotides. The record is from RefSeq and is a predicted model, not a curated record. Lineage: Eukaryota; Metazoa; Chordata; Aves; Passeriformes; Estrildidae.
GAGGAUGAGGAUGAGGAUGGGGAUGAGGAUGAGGAUGAGGUUGGAAUUUCUGCUCCUCGUGGUUGCGGCUUUUGCCUCGUGCUGGAGCCAGACCGGGCACGAUCCCAGCGGGGAUUCCCGCCGGGAUUUCGGUGAUUCCCGCCGGGAUUCCCGCCGGGAUCCCGGUCCCGCCGCCCCCAGGCUCCUCCCGCCGCCGCUGCUGCUCCGGUUGCCCCCGGAGCCGGGUCCGGCCCGGAUCCGCUGCCUGGCCCCGCGGCGCUUCACCGGCAGCACCUUCGAGCUGCUCCGGGGGGUCCCGCCGGUCCCGGUGCGGAGCGUCCCCGCCGCUCCCGACCGCCACUGGGUCGAGUUCUCCGUGCCCGGAGCCGCCCGCUGCCUCCGCUGCCGGUACCGGAGCCACAACGGCAGCGCCUGGCUGGAGUCCGAGCCCAGCCCCGCCACCGGCGGCCCCGAUUUGGGCGAUGCCGAGUGCGAACCGAGCACCGGCACCGGGACCCCGCAGAACGGCACCGGGACCCCGCAGAGCGGUACCGGGAUCCCGCGGAACGGCACCGGGACCCCGCAGAAUGGUACCGGGAUCCCGCAAAACGGUACCGGGACCCCGCGGAACGGCACCGGGACCCCGCAAAACGGUACCGGGAUCCCGCAGAACGAUCCUUCCUGGCUCCUCCCGGUCUCGGUCGGUGCCGCCGUCCCGGGGCUGCUGCUGCUGCUCGGGGCUGCGGCCGUGGGCUGGCGAGGCCUCCGGCGGCGGCGUGGACAGAGCCCCACGGUACCGGCCCCGAGCCUCCCCCUGACCCCCGCGCCGACGCCGCUGUCCCGGUGAGAAGUCCCGGGGGUCCCGGUUGCCCCCUCCUCCUUCCCGGUGAGGACACGGAGCCGGGGGCGCCUCCCGGCGUUCCCACGGAUCGAGGCUGGCCCUGGAUCCGGUUACCGGGAGCCCUCCGGGAGGAUCCCGCUGCCUCCGGUGCUGCCGGGGCUCCACCGGACUCGCCGGUGCCAAUAAAGGUGUUCGUCUCCA